This is a messenger RNA of Penicillium riverlandense, 4350 nucleotides long. RefSeq lists its product as uncharacterized. The transcript is spliced from 4 exons. The record is from RefSeq and is a predicted model, not a curated record. NCBI's taxonomy places the organism in Eukaryota, Fungi, Ascomycota, Eurotiomycetes, Eurotiales, Aspergillaceae. The coding region runs from base 1 to 4350 and encodes 1449 amino acids.
AUGGCGGACCCUACAUCCAGGUCGCACGGCCGAGGGGCCCCAAAGAUGCCGGUUCCACCCAAUGCAGGUGGUAGAACGCCCGUCUCAUUCCAACCGAACGUCAACCGUGCGAAAACAAAGCGUUGGGUCGAAGCGAAGCAAUACUCCUACGAUGGCACGGACUGGGGUGACGAGGAAGACGAAUAUCAGGACGAGGAGCCUCCCCCAGUACCGCAGCCGUCCUACACACAACAGAGAACCGGCAGCGCAUCGGACUUGAGUUCCAAGCGUUUGUCGGGCCUCGCGCUCGGUGCAGAUGGAUCGCAAGGCAGCCCGGCGGCGGAGGAUCAAAAGGCCCUGCCUUUCAUCAGGCCUGCAGACAUCUAUAAACGUAUGCGUGAACAGCAGGGAACACCGCCUCCUGCAGCAGACUCGGGGUCUCAAAAUGAUAACUUGCAAAGCUCGGUGCAGCCGGAAACAGCUCCAGCACAGGCUAGCGAUAGUCAGAUAUCCCAGGGUUCAACUGUUUCCUCGCAGACACAAGCCGUUCCCUCCAUCGGACUUCCCGAACUCAAGAGAGUCUCCGGCUUUGGUACCGAUUUCAUGAACAGCGGUUUCCAGAAGACCAACCCCGAGCCUACGGAGCCAUCUCUGCAGCACCAACAGUCCCAGGGCUUCCGGUCCGUGGUUCAUCAGGCUUUCGAUGUACCAGAAACACCGAGCUCCACAACAGGCAGUGUGGGACGGUCCAAUAGCGAUGGUACGUCUGUGGUCAGCCCCAUCAUGGGCGCUCGCGGUAUCAAUGAUGAUAAAACACCCACCAUCCCCGAAGAGCCCGAGGUGGCUUCUCCCUCGGCCAUGGCUUCCCCCGAACCUGUGAACGAAGGCCCUGUUUUCAAACCGGGUCACCGCCGCGACCUGAGUCUUCCUAGCCGUGAUAAUAGCCCUGCCAGGAGGCCUGUGAUCACCGAACACGAUUCUCCCUCGGCAGGCCAAGUGGAGAUGUCUUCGCCUGAGAGCCCUUCGCAGGCAAGCACACCAAAGCAGUCACUUAUUGCGGAGACAUAUUUCAAGAGGGCAUCCAUGCAAGGACCCUCGAGUACGACUGAGAACGACUUCAUUGCGCCGCUUAACCUGGGCAAUAGCCGGCCGACAAGUACCGACACCCGUCAGGGCAGUAUUCCAAUCAUCGUGCCUGAAGGUGCAGACGACUCGCCACGGGAUGUCGACAAUGAUCGGCUGAGCAAAGAUAUAAUUCGCUCAUUAAGCAGGGAAAAUAGUCCUUUGGACGGCGGGGAGCAGGAGGCUCAGCAAUCACAGUCCCAGGCACCCGACGACUCCAUUCCACACCAGUAUGAAAAGUACUGGGAUGAUGGUCAAACUGGGCCCAAUGAUUCACAACCCAAUCCCUUGGUCUCAGAAACGCACCCGGAUUGGACUGGCCCGCAUCCUUUGGCACCUCAGGAUCCUUACUCCAGCAGCCAGGUUGGCGGUGGAGAUGCGCCAUCGGAACAGCCGAAGAAGCCUAAACUUGAAAGAAAGUUUUCCUGGGAAUCGUCAUCGUCGGGCAAUGAGGAUAAGCCUCAAAUUCCAGGGAGCUACUCCUCCCCGCCUCCUCUAGGUGCAUCGCUGGCCGUCCAAGAGCCCGAGCCUCUGUCUUAUGACGCAGCUCCUGGAGCAGAAGAACCAGAUGCAGCGCAAAUGGCUGCUGCGGGUAUAGAUGCCGAUAGCGAGCGCAGCGUCGAACGGCCCGUACUUUCGAUCGUUCCUCCAAAGCCGGAAAGUGGUUCACCGCCCGAGCAGCUCUUGAACACGGAGGUUUUACCAGAGCCCGUCGGUGAAAUGGGUGAAGCGACGGUACCUCCGGCCACCAAUAACUUGAUUAACGAAGCAAGUCUGCUGGGUUUCCGCGACAUCCUUGGAAUCAAGUCGGCCGAUGCACGGAUCCGGGCGUUUGACCAUACAAGAGACCAAUUUGCUGCCCUUGAUACCGGCCUGCAGCAUUGGGUUGAGUCCACCGUCCACGACCACCCGGAAUAUGCCGAUCUGCAAAGCCAGGGCCCGUCUUCUGGGGCUGACAGGACAUCGCCCACGCAAAGCCGUUUCCCAAAAUUGACCUCGUUUGGCAACCUUGCUUCCACGCUUAAUACCAACUCUCCAACCAGUGCCACCCAUAAUCGACGGCCUUCGGCUCAUCUCGGAACCGUCAGGAACAGGCCGAAUGUCGAACUCCGCGGCAAGGAACUCCUUCACACAGCAGGUGCAUUCAGUGGCAAGGCGGGCGAGGCUGCGAAGGGACUGUUCGCCAAAGGCAGGAAUAAGUUCCGUCCUAGCGACAAGGUUCAAACGCAAACGCCGACUGCGACACGCAGGAGCUUGCAAUUCCCCUUCUCUCCCGGAGCCAAUGGCUCCAAUGUUAACUUCUCCUUCCGAAGCUCCACCACUUUGGGCAAUCUCUUCAAGAGCUCUCGGAAUGAGGAGAGUGUAUCCAACACUACCAAUGAGUCCGUCAACUCGCCUAUUGGAACAAAUCCUGGUCUCCGCGCCAAGUCAAUGGAUCUCUCGCGAUUGCAAAGCAAUACCGAUAACGAUGGUUCCGCCCAAAAGCGAGCUCGCUUAUCUCUUGACCAAACUCAACGUGCAAGUAAAGCCACAAGCGGGUCGGACUACGUUGGUGCUCUGGAGAGGGAAAUGGUUGCUGCUCUUGGGCUAUCGCCAACGGAUCCAGACCCUACAUCAUGGGAAAGAAAUGUCCCAUGUUCACGAGGCGCACAGGCACAGACCGAAGAGGAUACGGCCAAGUCAACGGGAAAGAACCUGCCGGGGAUUGCUGGGCAACAACUCCAUCAAAAGAGACCAGAGGCUGCAUCGAUUCGUCCGGUGUCCGACGAGGUUGGCCCAACUCCUCCGCCAAAGGACGUACCUCCUCUCCCACCGAAAGACAAACCCAGCACUCCGCCAAAGGUCUAUCCCUUCAUGCCAAACUCAAGAUAUGCAGCGGCGAGUCCGUCGUCGGACUCUUCGGAGGCUGAGGACAAACCCUCGCUCCCAGCGAAGGACCAACCUCCUCCUCUAAAAGAUCAGCCUAUUCCUCCGCCCAAGGAUUAUAUGACGGUCCCGCAACCGAUGAAUAAUGCACGAAGCCAUCCGUCAAUAUCUUCAAUUGGCACUGAGGAGCAAAGCACGAAUCGACCGCCGGAGAGUUCCGAGCUCUACGACAGUCCUCCUUCGCCUCUACAAGAAACAGCCGAUCCGGCAUAUGGCAAACCUGCUCCCCAAGCCGGCGUCUCAAAAACUUCCUUGCCGUCUGCUGAGGAGGUGAUAUCAGACUUUAAACCUGUUUACCCGCCCGCACCACCACCGGCCGCUUCCGAGGUCUUGGAAUACAAACGACAGUCAAUCAGUGGCGCCCUGGAGACCGCUCCUGGAGUGCAAAGCCCGCUGCGGAACGAAGUCAGAUAUUCCCCCGGAACAAGGAGCAGUAUGUUGAGCUUUGGUAGGCAGAGCGGCACCAGCAAAGGGACUCGUCCUCCCACGCCUGCCAAAGACAUCUCGCAAGCUGCGGUGGUGGAUUCGCCGGGUCAAAAUGAGGAAUCUACCGUGGAUAAGUUGAAGAAGUUCGGGAAACGACGUCGAGCGUCCGUGGGAGAUAUGCUUUCUAGUCUGCAGGGAGGCCAGAAGCGGACGUUGGGCAGAAUUAGUGGUCUUUUCGGUCGGCAAAAUGAGUCUCAGCUGCAAGAAAACGGAACGACUGAGCCAGCAAACACCAACUCCCACCCGACAGAGUUCAAGGUUCUAUCAAGGCCACCCCAGGUGAACGGAAAUGCGCCGCAUACCUCAUCCGCUGCGACUUCUGAGCAACCUGUCCCCUCUGUGCACAAACCUCUGCCCUCAGAUCCCGCUGUGGAACAACCGCUACCAUCCUUGCCGGCCGACACAGAAUAUCUACGGCAGCCACGCCAACGCGCUAGUAUGCCACCUAUCUCGUCUUUGAACCCUCUUGCCUCGGGCAGAUUUUACUCGCAUGCUACUGGCAGCACACCAAACGAGACCUCUGAUGUACCUUGGCACACUCGCGCCGAGAGCCAACCCUUCCCAAGCCAACAAUAUGAGCGAGCAUCCACGCCUCCGUAUAUAUCUGAAGACAGCACUGUGCAGGCUCAGCAGCAACCAACAAGUCCUAACAGAAUCCCCUCCUCCGAUCCCUAUUCCACCGCAGGCCACCCGCACCGCGAUGACGAGCCGCGGAUUGUCAACGUCCCACCUCGAGAACCAGUAGAGCUAGCUCUCACGAAGGACGAUUCGAGCGACGAAAUCCUCAUGUCUCCGACGACAUACCCAGGCCAGGAAUGGAUGCCGACGCAUAUGUAG